This is a messenger RNA of Caenorhabditis auriculariae, 555 nucleotides long. The record is from the annotation of a GenBank genome assembly. NCBI's taxonomy places the organism in Eukaryota, Metazoa, Nematoda, Chromadorea, Rhabditida, Rhabditidae.
AUGGGUUUUAACCUAUCAACGGUGCUGAGCGUGUUGUUCCUCGCCUACAUGGGCAACAACAUUUACACCAUGUAUCAGCUCUUCAAUCCGGAGACUUGUCAACCUUCGGAUCCAGGUCAAAAAUGCCUCUCCGUGAGCAUUUUCCUCCCGAUUUCUCGAAAUAUAUGAGAUUUUCAAGCCUUACAUUGAAAAAGACGCCCAAAGUUUGUUCCCAUUGACGCAACUGCGUCUGUAUGUCUCGCCGAGGAGCGACAACCUUGGAAUUCUGGUGACGACUGUCGAGAACUUUCAGAUGGCCGAUUCUUUCAGCAGGGAGGUCGGUUGGCUAGUUCUGAAGCGAGACCUUCUUAGACUUUACUGAAAGAGAUCUAUUCUCAUUUACUUUUAAUGGGAAUAAAUUGAUAAUCUUCAAAUCUUGAAAAACUAUGAAGGGUUUUAAGAUAAAACUCGUUUUUUUUCCACUAGAAACAUCGAAAAAUUGAAAAGGUUACAGAACUUGACAAAUUUGAAUAAGAAUGAUUGAAAAAAACGAAAAAAAAUUUUUUUUCAGGUUGA